UAAAAAUAAUAGAAAGUGGCAAAUUUUAAAUAGAACUCAGAAUUAGGACCAACUAAAUAGCUUAUAUACCUAAGUAUGAGCAUUUAGAAUUAUAAUUUUAAUACACUGUACCUGUUGGUGUGUGUUUGACGUUUCCAGGAUUGAGCCUGAACUUUGUAUUAAAGUCUCUGAACCAGACCUAAAACAAUCAACAUGCCGAACGAAACGCCCGGUUCGCAACGUCUAACCAACGACGACUUCCGCAAGUUGUUGAUGACACCCAGGGCUACGCCAGCUGGGGCACCGACUACGGGCUCCAUACGCGAGGCGAUGGCCAACUCCAGCUCGAUGCCGCCCCCCAAAACGGAGGACAAGAGCGACCUGCGUCGCAAAAAGAAGAGCUACUACGCAAAACUGAAGAAACAGGAGGACAAUAAGAUGGCAGAGCUGGCUGAAAAGUACCGUGACCGUGCCAGCGAAAGAAGACAAGGCUUGAACCCUGACUACCAAGCCGAUGAUCCGGUGCAGGCUGCCCAGGCUUACAGAGCAGUCGCCCCAGACUUAAAGUCGGGCUUCGACGCCGCCGAGCGUCGCAGACAAAUGAUACAGGAGUCGAAGUUCUUGGGUGGUGACAUGGAGCACACCCAUUUAGUAAAAGGUCUGGAUUAUGCCCUGUUACAGAAGGUACGCAGUGAAAUCGUGCAGAAAGAAACUGAACAAGAGGCUGAAAUGGAAAAGCUGGCCACCAAAAGCAUUGAGGAAAAGGAGAAGGAAAAGAAGGAGCAGCAGAAAAAGGAGGAGGAGGAGAUGAAGUUCAAAACUAAAAUUGGUAGGGCCAUUUAUCACACUGUUUGUGCCCUCAAGUCCAGGCAUAUUGAGAGGAGUGAGCUGUUUGUGCCUGGAAGGAUGGCCUACGUCAUUGAUUUAGAUGAUGAUGCCGAAACGGAUAUUCCCACAACAUUGAUCCGUUCAGUGAACGACGUCCCUUCAUUCGAACUCACAACGACCCUAACAACAAACGACAUAGUCAUCAACAAACUGACACAAAUUCUGAGCUACUUAAGACAAGGAAAUCGAAAGAACAAAAAGAAUAAACGUUCCCUGGACAAAGACAUAGAUCUGACCGACGCAAACGAGGACAGACCUCCAGUAAAACGGUCGAAUGUUGACGAUUCAAUCUACGGCGACAUUGGGGAUUAUGUGCCAAGCAAAAGCAAACACUCAGACCGCGACAGGGACAGGAAAAGGCAGCCUUACUUCGACAAACACGACACUGAACCCGUCGAUAACGCUGCUCCGUCCUACAGGGUAAAUAACACUUACUCACACUGUUAUCUGUUGAUUGUAAACGAAUUUUUACAGGUGAACAAGUCGGCGGAGAUACUGACGAAGUUGGAACGUGAGCCGGAGGGCUACGCCGAAUGUUAUCCUGGUUUGGAGGAGAUGAACGACGCCAUCGAUGAUUCGGAUGAUGAGGUCGACUAUUCGAAGAUGGAUCUAGGCAAUAAGAAGGGCCCGAUAGGGCGGUGGGACUUUGACACCGCCGAGGAGUAUUCCGACUACAUGAAUCAGAAGGAGGCGUUGCCCAAGGCAGCUUUCCAGUAUGGCCUGAAGAUGGCAGACGGUCGGAGGUCCAGGAAGCACAAGGACAAGAACGAGAAGGCGCAUUUGGACAGGGAGUGGCAGAAAAUUCAGAAUAUCAUACAGAAGAAACGAUAAUUUUAAUUGCUUGGCAAUUUUUAUUGAGAUAACGUUUUAGUUAUAUACUUUUUUAUAGUUAUAAAAUAUACAGUUAAAUUGUAGUCUGUAUAUAAUGUGUAUUUAAUAAUUGAAUUAUAUAAUUUAUAUAAGAAUUCAUGUAAAAAUAAUAGUGUGAAUAAAUUAUUUAAAAUUUA
Molecule: messenger RNA, 1874 nt
Organism: Aethina tumida (small hive beetle)
Lineage: Eukaryota; Metazoa; Arthropoda; Insecta; Coleoptera; Nitidulidae
Gene: beag
Product: protein Red
Exons: 4
Coding region: 193-1698 (501 amino acids)
Biological process (GO): mRNA splicing, via spliceosome
Cellular component (GO): nucleus
Source: RefSeq, a predicted model, not a curated record